Fusarium sp. VM40 is the source of this 813-nucleotide messenger RNA. Lineage: Eukaryota; Fungi; Ascomycota; Sordariomycetes; Hypocreales; Nectriaceae. The record is from the annotation of a GenBank genome assembly.
AUGAAGGUUUACUUACUUACCGUUGCAGCUCUGGUAGCUAGCUCCUUUGCUGCGCCUGUUGCCGAAAAGCCCUUUACCAAGCGACUAUCUCAUAUCGUCGAGACCUUUUCCCACAACCUACCAACCAGCCCCGAUGUAGAUCUUCAUCCUCUGAAGGAUGACGACAAGGAAAAAAGGGCUACGGCCAAUGCUAGACGUUCCGGAGCCAAUUUGGAUGCGCAGAAGUCCCAUUCAAAGAGGCUGUUGGCCGAUCUUGGAUUGACACGUUUCAGGAAUGGCGACGACCUCAUUGGGGCCCUGGAAAGUCUGGUUAAACAGAUUACUGCUCACAGCGUCAAGAUCAAUGCCACUCUCAAUGGUGUCCAGGCCGGCAAAACCACCAAGGCCAAGGCCAAGCUUGAUACCACAAAAGAAGUCAUGCAAAUGCGGACCGUUCUCUCUGGCUUCUUGACUAGACUUGCCUCCUCGCGCAACCUAGGUUUUAACGAUUCCCAAAUCGAAGACAUCGUUGACCUUCUUGACAAACUUAUUCUACAGAUCGUCGGUACCGUUGAUAGCAUUCUCGGCGGAUUAGGUUCUCGCAACGAUAUAACCUCACCGUUAAACCCUCUUAUAAACAUGCUCACCAACCUCGUGAGCAAUUUAGGCGUUUCCGAUACUGAGCUUGGAGCCCAGCUACGAGAGCUCUUGGGUUCCAUCCUCAAAGGACAAGUCAGCGGUGACAAGGUUGGGCUCAAUGCCCUCCUGAGUGGUCUAGAGAGCCCACUUCUAAGUCUUCACGGUAUCCUUGGUGGAUUAGGCAAGACGAACUAG